AUGACGUUUACGAAUGCCCCAGUGACGAGGCUCACUGUCUUGGGCUUGGUCUCGACCUCCAUAGCCGCUAGCCUCUUCGAUGCGAAACACUACUUUUACAUCUUGAUAGAUACGCAUAUUUUUCGCUAUCGACAAUUCUGGAGGCUCCUAGCUUACCAAUUAUGCUACACCAAUUCAACAGAGGUGCUCUUUGCGGCCAUCUCGCUGUACAAUCUCAGAGCUAUUGAGCGCAUGUGGGGACCAAGAAAAUAUGCCUCAUUCCUCCUCAUUUCAGCUCUACUCACAGCCAUAUUCCCUCCGCUCAUCCUCGCCAUUUUCCGACCCAUAGCUCCGAGUUUGUUCAACUACAUGCCGGCCGGGCCGACACCAAUCAUCUUUGCAAUUCUGGCGCAGUUCCAUGCCAUGGUGCCUCAAAUGUACAAGUACCGAAUAGCAACGUCUCAAGCGCCACCUACGAAUGAGCAGUUUUCCGGCGUCACGCUAUCAGACAAAUCUUACCAGUACGGCAUCGCCUUUCACCUGGCUUUGCUGCAGUGGCCGGGCUCUGUCCUUGGAGCUGUGAUUGGCUGGGUUGUGGGAUAUUCUUGGAGAGCAGGAAUGCUUCCCACAUCUUUUACAACGUGGAGGCUCCCAGGUUGGAUGGUGGGCUCAAGCUCCUACAGGAGAAGCGCAGAGUUUGAAGGAUUAAGGCGAAGAUUAGAAGGGGAAGCCCCAGCAACGGCCGUGGCAACUGGCGCUCAAAGCCAAGCCGAAGGCCAGGCCGAUCGACGGCGCACGAUGGGCCAACAGAUCAUGGACCAGUUUCGAGAAGCGUUAUAG
This is a messenger RNA of Trichoderma aggressivum f. europaeum, 819 nucleotides long. RefSeq lists its product as uncharacterized. Gene Ontology annotation, molecular function: serine-type endopeptidase activity. The transcript is spliced from 2 exons. The record is from RefSeq and is a predicted model, not a curated record. The coding region runs from base 1 to 819 and encodes 272 amino acids. Lineage: Eukaryota; Fungi; Ascomycota; Sordariomycetes; Hypocreales; Hypocreaceae. Gene Ontology annotation, cellular component: membrane.